AAGUAUGUAAUAUUUCUAAAAUUUUUUAUAUAAAUUAUUGAUACAUUUUUACAGCAAUAUCACAUAAUUAUUUCUGCAAUGUUUGAAUGUCCGUCAUCAUUUUAAAUGCAACCUUGCUGAAAGAUUUCAGAAAUAUUUCGAUAAUAUUACUGAAACAUUAUACAAUAACACAAUUAAAUACAUAAUUAUACAGCAUUGAAAGAUUGCAUUCACAUUGCAACAAUUUUUUAGUGCAAUACAAUAUUACAAUUACACUGUGAAAUUUUGAAUUGCAUUGCUGUCGUUGGAUUGCAAUUGUCCACUUUUGAAAAAUUGCAGUAAAACAUUAUAGCAACAUUGCAAUGCAAUGAAUUAGCAAUAAUACAGUAUAGUGACUGCGUUUAACAGCAGCUUGCAAUUGUUAUAAAAUUCUCCAUAAUUAGUUUAUAUAAUUGGCAAAAAUUAAUAAAGAAUUUUACAACAAUUAUAAAGCUGCUUUUUCUGCUGAACAUAGCCAUUGUUGCUGUAUUUAUCGAAUAAUGUAUAUAAGAAUAUUUUUAUUUUAUAGAAAUAAAUAUAUCACUAUAUUUUAAUUAAAUAUUUUUAUUUACAAUUAUAUUAUACAUAUAUUUGACUAUUGCCAAUACGAUUCAAACAAAGAUCGAUUAUUGUUAAAUUUUUUUAUGUUUAAAUAUUGCAAAAAAUUAUGUUAUUAUAGUAUUUUAUAUUUUUUAAAUAUAUUAUAUUAAAUAUAUUAUAUUUAUGUAUUAUAACAUAUAUAUUAUAAUAUAAAAAAUAUAAAAUAUAGAGGAGAAGGUGGUAAUAUGACCGGGUAUUUACAUUUUGUAUAAUAGCUUUGUUAAUAAUUAAUAUUUUUAGUCGAAAUUUUACGAUUAUAUUCAUCAAAGUGUUGUUCAUUACAUUUUUAAUUCAAUAUUAUGAAAUAUUUACCAUAUUAUAUAUUACUUAUAAAAAUGUAGUGACACUGCAUAAUAGGCCGAAAAGAGACAGAGAAAGAUACCACAAAAAUAGAUUAAGAAAUUGAUUUUGUUUAAAAAUGGGACAGUAUUUUGUUAGAAAAUUAUAUGUUUAUGUAAAAUAAGUUGUUAUAUUAAAACAAGUAAUUUUUUAAUUUAUGAUUAACAGGAAUUAAAUAAAAAUAACUUUUAAAUUGAAAGUACGAAUUGCUAAAUAUUUGAUAAAUAACAAGGAUGCUCGCGAGCGUUGCAAACGUUAAGUAGAACGUACCCAAAAUAUAUUGUGCUAUAAUUAUAGAAAAAAAAUAAAAUAUUGCAAAAUACAUACAUUUACACAUCUCCUCUUUUUUCUGUCGCAAGACAUACUCGAUAUGUAUAUUGUCACGUGAAUGGUUAAUGAUACCACAACGACAAUCGAUUUAUCGAGGAAUUGUCUCGAGAUUGAGAUUUUGAAAAAGUGACCAUAUUACCAGCAUGCUUAGAUGGCUAUAUUAACAAGAUCUUAUAUUAUUAAUAUACAUUUGGGUGAUAAUGCGUUUAAGUGUAAAAAGAAUGAGGAAGUAUGUGUACUCUUUAAAUUUCUUAAAGUGAAAAUACUGCCACUCCAAUUUUUCGAGUGAUUUUUCACUCAAUUUUGAGUGAUUUUUCACUCUUUAAGAGUGAAAUUAUUACCACUCCAAUUUUUUUUCACUCUUAAAGAGUGAAAAAUCACUCGAAAUUGAGUGAAAAAUUGAGUAACUCGAAAAAUUGGAGUGGCAGUAUUUUUACUCUAAGAAAUUUAGAGAGUAAUUAAACGUUAAAAUGUACCUUAAAAAAUUUUCAAAAUUUUCGAUUGAAAAAAUGUCUUAUAACAAACAGCUGUUACACUUUGUCAUAUUAGCGCCACUAUAUAACAUUAGGCUACUAAACAAAUAAUAUCACAAAUAAUUAUAUUACCACCUUUAUAUUAUAUUACCAUCUUUUCCUCUAUUAUUAUAUUAAAUUAUAAAAUUUAUGAUUUUGUGCAAUGUUUACCAAACAUUAAUGCCAUGUUGCUACGAGUGUGUGAAUUUAUAUAUCUGUAAUGUCUUUAUAACGUUGCACUACAACAUUAUAACAUUGAUGUAACGUAGUUGCAAUGAUCUAUGCUGUACGAAUAAUGGCAAACUGCCUCUUCCCUUUAUUUUGACAUAAUUUCCUGCAAAACGAUUUGAGUAACAAAAUGGACUGUAGCAACAAAUUAGCAUAACUGGCACUAAAUUUUUACACUAGAUACGAAUUUAAUUUGCGAUGAUGGAGAAUCUAGAUUAAGGAAUUUUAGAGGUACUUCUAAAAACUUGGAUGUCAAGGCAUGCAUGUCUAUGCAAAGUUGUCCAAAAAUAUAAUUUUUACAUAACUUUUUAAUUGCGUUUUUUGUGCAAUUUUGAGACGCAAAAAUUUUUUUUGUCACAUUCCACCUGUAAUAUUAUGUCGUUUCGUCAGUUGAAUGGACGAUUCUAAUGAUCGCCAUGAUCUUUUUUGCCCUCCCUUUUCCCUCCCUCUCUUUCCCUCCUCUCUCUUCUUUCUUCCUCCUUCCUCUCUUUCUCCCUCUUUAUCUUUCUCUCACUCGCUUGUUCUCUCUUCCUUCUUUCCCUUUGUCUCGCGUCUCUCUUUACUUUCACCUGGAUCUCCGCUAAUGGUUACAUCCGCUAACCUGGGAGAGUUAUGCUUUAUUUACGAUAAUUUCUCAAAUCGAAGACAAGUUGUACAUGAACUAUCUCAUGCGAAUAUCUCUCCGAGCACUUUUAACCGACGAUCUUAUACGUAAAGGAAAUCAGAAAAAAAAAUUAAUUGAUAAUAGAUGUGUUGCUUGAUGAAUAUAAAGAUCAAUUUUCUUUAACGUGGGCUUUGCCUUUUAACCUAACCUAACCUAACCUAACUUAACCUCCAUGUUUCAGUUUUAAAUAAGUUACACUCUGCAUUAUAUUCUGCAAUAAAUGUUUAAAUAGAACCAAUCUUUUUUUAAAAUUAUUUUUACAUAUUCUUUCUUCCAAUCCAUACUUUUCUGGCAGCCAUCUUUCCUUUUCUACUUAAUUAAUGUGAUUAAAUUUUUAUACCUCUUCUAUUUCCUCAUUUUUCCAUUCUUAUUUUUCUUCUGCUCUCUAUCUCAUCUAAAUAUUAAAAAUAGGCCAUUUCAUUUUUAUAUUUGACAUUUUAUUGGUCCAAUAUAUGUUUUUAUAUGAAACAUUUUUUUCCGGAAAAUGUUCACACAUCUUUACAAUUUACUAAAAAAGUCACUCUCACUGAUUUCAAAUUUCUCUGAGUUUCUCUAUUUAUUUCCGCACUCGCUACAGAUGUACAACUGAUUUACAUGUAAAUUUAAUAAUCAACGCUGUAGAAAAAAUAAUAGUGUGUUAGGUGGAACAUAAUCAAUCUAAUGAGGACUCGGUUAAGUAACGGAACGUAAACGCACGAUGAAGGAAAUGGCGCCGUCCAGUAGCGUACAGAUCGGUUGUUGCCGCCUGUCGACAUAUACCCGAGCAGCCUGCAAAUUGUUUUACAUUGCUCGACAGCUUAUUGACAUCUCAUGCAUCGAGCAUUCAUUAAAGAGAUACGUGGACUGCACCGUACUGGGCGCGGGUAGUAUGCCGGAUGCCGAGGAUUCCUCAUAUGACAGCGAUUACGAGGUUGAAGACUCAACGACAACAACGGCGACGGCGACGACAACGACGAUGACAGCAACAACAACGACACGACGUUUGCGCUCGGAGUCACAGGUAUCCUCAGCGCAUCCGGACGUGUCUCGUACCACGUCCGAUACUCUGGCGGCCGAAUUUGUAGAGUACGUUACCAUCCAAGGAUCAUCACCCACGCAGAGCCCAGGUUAUAUUGCUCGCGUGGAGUUUGCCCUUAAGCUGGGCUACACCGAGCAGUUGGUGCAAGCAGCGCUGCAGAAACUAGGUCCAGAUCCGGGUCAGAAUGAACUACUGGCCGAGUUGAUCAAACUUGGGGCUACUUGUUCCCCAAAGUUUACCGACGGUCCCGAAGAAGCGGACAGUCUACUAGACGCUGAACCGAGCAUUAACGAAGGCGGAGAGUCAAUCUUGACCUCGAUGAUGCCAACAAAUGCCACGGCGACGAAUUUAAUUUCAUCAAUAGACCUGAGACCAGUUGUCAUUGAUGGUAGCAAUGUUGCUAUGAGUCAUGGUAACAAGGAGAUAUUCUCCUGUCGCGGCAUCAAAAUCUGCAUCGAUUGGUUCCGUACCAGGGGUCACAAAGAAAUUACUGUUUUUGUGCCCAAGUGGCGAAAGGAAGCCUCGAGACCUGACAAUCCGGUCGCCGACCAAGAAAUCUUGGGCGAGCUCGAGAAGGAUCGUCUGCUUGUAUUUACACCUUCCAGGUUGGUAGGCGGAAAGCGUAUGGUGUGCUACGAUGAUCGGUAUAUUCUGAAGUUAGCUGCGGAGGUUGAUGGCGUCGUCGUCAGUAACGACAAUUACCGGGAUUUAGCACAAGAGAAUCCCGAGUUCAGAAGGGUCAUCGAGGAGAGAAUUCUGAUGUAUAGUUUUGUAAAUGAUCGCUUCAUGCCGCCAGACGAUCCGCUCGGCAGAAGCGGUCCUACUCUGGAGAAUUUUCUUAGAAUUACUCCCAAGAGAGUCGAUCCUGCUCCUCCAUGCCCUUACGCCAAGAAAUGUACAUAUGGUAACAAGUGCAAAUUUCGGCAUCCCGAGAGAGGAUCGCAUCCACAUAAAUCUGUGACUGAGCGAUUGGUGGAGCACGCCCAGCGUCAUUUGCAGGCCCGUGGGCCCAGCUUGAGCUUGCCGCUACCGUCCACAAACGUCUUUUCGCAGCAUCCGCCACUCUGCAAGACUAGAUCAGCUGUGCCGCCGACUGUUGUUCAACCAUUGUCAUCUGUUCCGAAGAGCAAAUCAGUAGAGAAUGUCACAUCUGAUUUGUCUGCAACUAGUCUCGUUAUGUAUAACCAGCACAUAUCUCCAGCACUCCAGAAUCUUCAAGGUUACCCUGGAGUAAACUGGACCACACCAAGAGUGAGCAGUUCUGAACCAGAAUCGGUGAACAUGCAUCGCAAAUUACAGCGGCAGCUGACUCUGAAUCCAGUGUGUGAUCCGCGACUCUAUCAACUCAGACGAUAUCAUCAGCAACAGCAACAGCAGCAAACUGGCCAGUCACCGCAACAACAGCAAUCUGUCAUUAACCUAUCACGCUCCAAUAUGCAACACCGACCGUUGACGAGACUCGCCACGAGUAAUGAUUCGUCGUAUCCUGUUACUGCCAUGAGCUGGGACAAUCCCGACUGUCUUCAGCAUCACCAACACGUAAUGCGUAUCGCUUCUGCCCCGGAUUCUUACAGAGCGUGGCCAUCGCGUGGUACCGCCUUGAUACCUCCAUCGCGAGUGCAAAGGCUAGGCACCUCGGACCCUCAGCUGAACUUAUUACCAUCCACAAGUUUACACAUGCCCUGGGAUACACAGACUCAGGACGUACGACGUCGCCUGCAUUACCACCUUGCCAACAUCUUUCCUCAAGAACAGGUGCAAGCUGUUAUGGCGCUUCAUCCUCACGAGACUGAUCCUCAGUAUAUUUGUGCCGCCAUCCUAGCAAUGUUUCCCAAGAAUCAGAAUUGAUGCAAUUACGAAUUAUUUUAUAUACAAAAUAUUCAAGAAAGUUGGUGCAAUGAAAAUUACGCACGGUAAUUUUUUAUUGUUUUUAUAGGUAUCUUGUAUAUUGUAAACAAACUAUAAUGCAAAAUGCAAGUUUAACGAUUACUGUAAUAAUUACAGUAUAAUUAAGAACAGUAAGUUUAACUCUGUGUUGAUAUUUUUUAUCUGAAUCCAAAUGUCCGCCAUAUUAUCGUAUGUGGCGACCUAUAAAAGCGCAAGUGAAAAUAUUCACAGAUUUAAGUUUGAGUGAAACUUAUUGUAUAUACUAAUGUGAUAUUAAGGUUCGACCAAAUUAUGUCUGAAAUACUGAAAGAAUUCCUAUCGUUGCGUUAUUUGUAAUCAGGAGAAUCUGUAACCUGUUAGAGCGUUUUGGAAAAAAAUAAGGUAAAUAAAAAUGUAUUCUGAUAUCUCGAUUUGCAAUAUAGUGCAGUUGAGAUGUAGGUAAUCUCAUUUUUUAUAAUGUUUUAGAUAUCUUUAAAGAAUAAAUUACAAAGUCUUGCUUUUUAACAGGUUUCAUAGUUUCAUAAAACAUAAGCUAAAAAAUAUAGUGUACUUGACGUAUAGUGUAAUGGAUACGUAAUGGAAAUUAUAGAUUUUUAGUAUUGGCAGUAAUUUCGGAAUGCAGCUUCUGUCGAUCUGUAACUGUGUAUUGAAAAUAGUAAGAGCUCGUUUUACCAUUUCUGAUUACUUUGACCGGCUAAUUAAAUUUAACAAUAACCAACUACGAAAUUUAACUCUAGAACUUCAAACAGUGCACUGGGUUAUAAAUGUACCCUACUCUUUUGGAAGCGUUUUACAUUGAACAGAUGGACUGAAAUUAAUAUUGUACUAUAUGAAUUUCUUCAUUUUUUUUAUGACAAAAAUGAUGGUAUAAUUUAUAAUAUUAAUUAACAUUAAACACAUUAUUAAUUUAAACUAAAAAAAGAAUAGGCAAUAGAAUUCGAAGUCUGUCCGAAUUCAAACUUAUUUAAGUUCAUAGAGCAAAGCACCAAAGAAUCUUAUCUUCAUAUAUGUAAUAAGAUUAUAAUGCCUAUAAGUGAAAGGAUCAUCGAUGAAAUAAGACAAGAAAAGUUACUUCGUGCAUAAGAUGUGUGCGGAGAUGGUUAAAUAUGAAACUGAAUUAUACAAUCGUAGAUACAUAUGAAAAUGGGAUACAAUAUAUAAAUAAAAUUAUACAUAUACGGCACUCACAUUUACAAUAUUUACAUAUAUGUUUUCUAUGAUAUCACAUACACAUAUGCACACACCAAAUAUAUUGAAUGUGAAGUCUUGAAAAAAAUUAAUCUGUCUUUAAAUUGUUCUCAUAAUUUUAUACACGUUAGCAUCUAUUUUUCUCCCUCUAAAAGAAAUUGUCACGCAUAUGUAUAACGGACAAAGUCUUCUAUCAAAUGUAGAGAAUGAUAUCAUCUGCACUGUAAUAUUUUCGUUUUUUUUUCCAAUUGGUAAUGUCUUAUUACAUAUAUGAUAAUCUUAAACAGGCUUAGCUUUGGCCUGUUAGCAUCUAUUCUUUUUUGUUUAUUCUUUAUCUCACUUUAGAGAGAUGAAGAAGUAAAGCUCAAGCUUGCAAGUUAGGUUUGAACAGGUAUAUUUUAAAUUAAUAAUUAAUCAAGUAAUUUUUUAAUAAAAUAAAGUUUUUUUUAAUUAAAAUAAAAAGUGACGACCUUAAAAAAAUAUAAACAAUAUACUAACAGAGUUGCAUAUUGGUUUAUUGCAUCUAAUAAUAUAAAAAUUUUACUAUUUUAACUUACGUUUUACAAAGCUGCAAAAUUUUCUAAAGACUCAAAGAAAAAGGGCUUAUAAGGCCAAAAAUAGCCUAUAUGAAUAACCGACUGAAUUUUAUAUAUAUGAAAGGGUGAUGAAUGUAGUAUACAUCAUAUUUUUUCAAUUAUCUCGAGAAAAGCUUGCGCUUAUUAUGAAAAUCGAAGAUGUUUCGAGUGAUUUCGUAUAUACGCAUGCAAUUGUUGCUGUAAGGGUCGAUUGUAAAGUUAGUUUUUCUGGAUACUGUUGGUCAUUAAAUACUUCGUAUAUACGCAUGCAAUUGUUGCUGUAAGGGUCGAUUGUAAAGUUAGUUUUUCUGGAUACUGUUGGUCAUUAAAUACAAAUGCUGUCUAAACGAAAAGUUCAAUGUCAGUCCCUAGGAUGUUAACAAUUAAUGCAUUUUAAUUAACACAGGAUCUGAAUCUUUAAUAACAUAAUCUUUCAUGUAUGUAAUAUAAUUCAAAUACAAAUGUAAUAAAAAUGAAUAACAGCUAUACAUUUAUAUAGAAAUUCUAAUAUUUAUAUAAGUACUUACAAAUCUAUACUGUACAUAUCUAUACUGUACAUGCACAUAUGAAGUAUUUGAUUUUUAAUUAAUUUUUUUGAGUUAUUUCAUUAAAUAUAGUAUAAUUUUGUUUAAUCUAAAUGCUUUUAAGAACAAGCAAUUACGAAAAUUAUGAUUAGAUCGGCUCUUACAGGAAUAUUGCAUGCGUAUAUGCGAAAUUAUUUAAAACAUCUUCGAUUUUCAUAAUUAGCGCAAGCUUUUUUCGAGACAUUGAUUAUAAAAAUAUGUAUAUUCAUCACUCUUUUAUAUAUGUAUAUAAAAUUGAGUCUGUUCCCCAUGUUUACCCAUAUAGACCAUUUUUGGCCCUUUCUUUUUUUAUAAUUUAGCCUUUAAAAUAUUGUAAUAAUUAAAAUUAUAUGUAUUUUAGCUAUACUAUAGUGCGGAUAGAAAUAUCAGAAUAAAUUUUAUUUUAUUAAAAAAAAUGCUUUUUAAAAAGAUGCAGGUAAUUUUUCUGAUUAUUAUAUUGCAAUUUUAUUAAGAUUUUUGCAGUAUUUUACUCAAAAAUUGUUAAAACAAAAAUUUGUUUUUGGCAGAUGUUUUUCCUAUCGGCCCUUAAUUGAUCAAAUCGUUACAAAGAAUAUUUAUAUAUUCGGAUCUUUAUGUGCUCCUCUCUCUCUGAAAUUUUCAAGUUUUAAUACGUUUUCGUCCUACUAGUGGAAAUAAGCUAGUAUUUUUUGGAUGGCAAAAACAAGAAACGAUAAUUAAUAACUCAACACGAAAAUCCAAGAAACGUACUAAUUUUUAAAAUGUUUUCUUAGAUUUUUGCAUUGUUUGGGAAUAAUUGACGAGAGAGAAAUGAUAAGUGCGCGCAUUUGUCUAGGGCAUUAUAACACGAAUCAAUUAUAUUAUUUGGGAAAUAAACGGUGAAAGGAUCCGUAUUUUAAUAUUUGUUGUUUAUAAUCAUAACAAACUUGCGUCAAUGUUUGUCGUCUCACAUUGAGCCGAUUAACUUAUUCUUUGACCGUAUUUGCGAAAUCGUUUUGUCUCAUUACCUAUUUUGCAAGAUUCAAAUAAAUCUUGUGUAAUUUAUUGUGGAGUAAUUAAUUUUUUUUAUAAAAUUCCAAGUUUAUUGCCGAUGAAUAAUAAUAUAAUUAUAAAUAAUUAAUAUAUCAUACUUUAUUCAGGACAUUCUAAGAAAAUUUUUACAACAACCUUUGCUGUGGAUGACACAUAUACAUGCAAAAAUAAGACAUGCUAGUGUGGAUGACAUAUAUGUGCAUCUCUUUUCUAAAAAGUGCAUGUUAUAUCGAUUAUUGCAAAUCUCGAAGUGAUUGUUGCCUUUCUUCCGCGAUGUUGAUCAGUUUUUUCGCUGCGCUUACUUUGUGUUACAAGAGUAGCUGUCAUUGCGAUUGAAUUUUGACAGCUGUAAAAUUUAUAUAGAUUGUUAUUUAUACAAUUAUCGUUGCAAUUUAUUUUUAAAAAGUAAAAAAUAAAAAGUCAAACCGCGCGCGAAGCGCGCGUCUGUGGUAUCUAGUCUUGAAAAAAAGAAAGUUUAAACUACCAGAAGUUUUAUAGUGGCAAGUCCAUGGUAUUCCAAGGUUUUUGAGACCGCUGAAUUCGAAUUUAAGGUCUAAAUUGAAAAAUUCAAAAUGGCGCAUCGAAGUUUUCAAAAAUAAUCAGAUUUUUUUGAAAAUGGGUUUCUAUAGAUUUUUUCGGUCGUUAAAUCUAAAUUUUAUGUCAAAAUUAAAAAUGGCGGAUCCAAUAUGGCACAUCAACAUUUUUAAAAAUAAUCAGAUUUUUUUUAAAGUGAGUUUCUAUAUUGGAUCCGCUAUUUUGAAUUUUGAAAUUCUGAUCUCAAAUUCAAAAUCAGCAACCCCAAAAAUGUAAAGAAUAAAUUUGAAUGAAAUUGUAAAGGAGAAUGUUGGAAUACCUCUCAAACUUAAUCGAGGUCGAUAAUGUAUGUAGAGUUAUUCGUGCACAUCAUUUAUUUUUCAUAUGACGCUAUUUAUCGACUUUUCACGUGUAUUUAACCUAAAUUUUUGUAGUGCGAUUUUGUUUCAAUUAAGGAGGCUCGAUACCUUACAAAAUAACUUAGAUAAUUCUAAUACUUGCACACAUUGUUGUCGGUGUUAAAAUACGUAUAUACACAAAAUUUCAGAUUAUAUUGCCGAUUAAAUAUUGAAGAAAAAUGCAAUUAAUUGUAGAUUGUAGAAUCUGAUUAACAUUGUUUUUAUGGGAAUAGUAAGAUUUUUCACCGGAAAUAAAAUGUAUUUUCUCGCUGAAAACAUCUGCGAGAGAAAACAAAAUUUAGAGUGGAAAGAUGGAAUUAUAAUUUUUUCAUUCAUGACAAGAACAAUGUUAAUAGCCGACCGUUUUUUAAAGAUAUUUAUCAUUAAAAUGUCAAGUAGAUGUUUGAUGUGAAAUUGCGGAGAUCGUGCGCGCAUAAUUCAAAUCUUACGUAUAACCUUCUUGUCAAUUUUUCUUUUUUUGUCUUUGUUUUCAAAUAAUGUUCCAUCUGAGCAACCACUUUUGCUUUGGUGAACUGACUUUUUUUUUCCUCGAGUUUGUCUGAUGUUAUUGUAGAACAUUUUGGACAGAAAGAAUUUUCGUCUAAUCAUACUUUAGAAAACCAUAUUUACAUUGCAUUUGUAAUUCAUAAAUAAAUAAAAAUAUUCAACAUUCUUAUCAUUAAAAUAAAAGUUAAAAUUAAUUUUUUUGUUUUUGUUCAAAUUCAUACAGAAUUAAGAACAUUUUAAUGUAAUACUUUAUUGAUUAGGGAUGUAGAUAUCGAGCCUCUUAAAGUAUCGAAGUCUAACUUUAAGAACUCCACAUUGUUCCUGUCAUCUACUAGUCUAGAAAUUUGAAUUUUGUCAGUACAAACUGCAGAUCUUUUAUAUCAAGCAAAUAUUGUUAUAUGACAGUUCUAGAUGCCACAAUGGACUAAAAGUACCCCGUAUAACUAAUAAUUUUUUUUGUUCUUGGUAUAAAGUUCAAUUCACAGACUAAUAUUAAUACGUAUACUUUAAUUCUAGAAAAGCAUUUUCAAAUCUGUAAAGGAAACAAAAAGAUUUUGCGUUACAAAAAAUGAUUGUCUCUUAAAACACAUAUGAGCAUUUUUAGAAGGCCUGCGCUGUUUAGGAAUAAUAAUUAUCCGAUUUUUAAGAAAUUAUUUAAUAGUUAAUUUAUUAAUCAAUAGACAAAUUAGUUAAGUCGAUUUCCCAGCAAAUUAGUUUAUUAGAAAAACAACGUUUUGACCAUUGAUUUUGGUCCUCUUCCUGUAUAAAUACAUAUGCUUGAUUUACGACAUAAUAAGUUGAGAUGUUCAGACGAAAUAUAAAGCAAGUUUUACAAGAGAUACAACAAAGAUGUAAAAUAAAUCAUAAGAAUAAAAAUGUAGCAAUAUAAGAAUAUAGAAUCCAGAGGCGAAGAGAAAGAUAUUAAAAGAAAUUACAAUAAAAUAUUGGAAACUUACAUGUCUAAAGUCAAUGAAUACAUUUAUAUACCAGGUAAAAAUUAAGAAUAAUAAGAUGUUAAACCAUAAUGUAAAAGCCCAAAUAUAAAAUACGUCUAACAUAUAACGAGUCAGCAAAUUGACUGAGGAUUAAUAACAAAACCAUCCCUAAAAUUUAUAUGGAGAGCAAAAAUUAAGCAUUCUUUAUUAUUCUGUUAUAUAGUGUGUUCAAGUUUUCGGUAUUUCUUUUGUAAGUUAAUUCUCGUUUUUUUCUUAUGAAAAACAUCUCGGCAAUCUCUUUUUCUUGUGUUUUUUUCUGUGUGUAGUACUCGAGGAGUUUACCACUCGAAAUCACGAUUUGCCGUAGUUCUGUGCUUACUGACUACCGAAUUUUCACUUUCAUUCUUUUUUAUGUCACUCAUAUGUUCUUUUAUUUGUGUCUCUAAGUGACGUUUAAUUUGUCCAAUGUAGGAUACAUUGCAACUAUUACAUUUUAAGUGACUCAUGUAAUGAAGGCAUAGAUUAAGGUUAAAUGGAAGAUUUGUACAUCUAAUCAACGGCUAAUCUUACUACGAUGCAGAAAAAUGGACGUUCUACCACCACAUAUUAAUCACAUACGAGCUAAUAUUCUUAAUCACAUACGAACUAAUAUAAUAAUUUCCUUUACAAAUAACCUUUUUGUUAAAAAACAAAAAAUAUUAAUGUUAAGAAACGUAAUGUUAAUCAACGUAUUAAAUCUUGAAAUUAAAGACAUCAAUUAUAAUUUAAAGUUUUUACGCUCAAAAAUUCAUAAUAUUGAGGAAUUUUUACAUGGUUACUUGCCUCGUGGCUUGAUCACAGAAUUCUUUAUAUAUCAUCAACAAAAAAUCAGCUGCUACAAUUGUACAAAAAAAUCAAUUUUUUUGUCAAAAAAAUACACAUAUAAACAAUUUUUUCAAUUUUGAUCAAAAAAUGGAUAAUAAAUAUUUGUAAUAAAGGCAUUCUCGAUAAUAUUCUUAAAUUCCUCAGCUUAGGCGAGAAAUUUUGCUGGGGUUGCCCAUGGACCAAUUUGAUAAAAAAAGUCGUGUUGGUUCUGUUAUUAAUAUAAUAAAAAAUUUUGAAACCAAUUGUCACAUAAUACAUCCGAAUUCUGUCGAUCUGGUAAGAGAUACAGUGACUAAUUUUUUGUUAAAGUUCCUCGAUAAUAAAAAUCACAUUAAUUUUAUGAACAGGCACAUUCUUAAUCAGUUUGCCGAAUGUAAGAAAUUUUUGCAAGCAAAUGGGGACAUUUUGUUACAAGAGCUGAUAAGGGAUAAGCCACUGUUAUUAUGGAUAGAAAUGACUAUAAUAGAAAAAUGCAUGACUCACUAGACGAUGUUUUCACCUAUAAAAAAAUUAAGACCCCAUAAAAAAGUUUAAUUCGAAAAUUCAUCAGCUUGUAAAAGCUUGGCUUAAUAAUGGGAUAAUAACAUCAUCGAUGAAAUUGAUUACAAGCGUCUUAGACGCACAACAGAAACCUUCCGAAAUGUUACGGACUUCCUAAAAUACAUAAGAAUGGUUUCUCUUUGCGCAUUAUUGUUUUAACUAUUGGAAGUCCAUUGUAUAAUAUCGCAUAUUUUUUACACCGAGAUCUCACAUUAAUAAUAGCUGGUCCUUUGGGAAUUCUAUUAAAAAUGUUAAUAUUAAUAAUAGACAAAGAUUAGUCUCAUUAGAUGUAUUGUAACAUCCUUGUUCACGAACAUUCCAAAAGAGCUGGUUUGAGGCCAUAAAAAAAGCAAUGAGAUCUCGGUUUAGACUAAAUUACAAUUAUCGCAUUUACUACAUACUGUUUAGUUUUUACUACGAGCUUUAGUUUUGACAGACAAUUUUAUGAGUAGUUUUAUGGUAGUCUUAUGGGGUCUCCAUUAUCUUUCAUUUUGACGGAUUUAAUACUUGAUGAUCUGGAAAUCAGUUGCUUGCAAAAAUUGAAUUUUGCUAUCUCAAUGUUUUAUCGAUAUGUUGAUGAUAUAACCACUAUAUUGUUAGAGAAUGAGAUUGAUUACGUUCUUUCAAUUUUCAACAAUUACCAUCCUAGAUUGAAAUUGACACAUGAGCUUAAAAAGAAUAGAUCAAUUGUUUUUUUUAAUACUAUUGUUAUUCAUGAAGGAAUCAAUUUAAUAAUAAAUUGGUACCGGAAACCUACGUUUUCAGGCUAUUAUGUAAAGUAUUUUUCUAACCAUCCAAUCCGAUAUAAGACGAACACCAUAAAACUUGGUGAUAGAGCAAUUUUAUUAUCUGACAAAAAAUUUCACCAAGCAAAUAUCACGUUAGUAAAAAUAUUUUUAAAAAUAACUAUUUUCCUGACGAUGUCAUUAACGAAUAUAUUAAUAGACAAAUCAAAGAAUUAAAAAAUUACACGCAUUCUUGCAACGAUAAUCCGACAAUUGAAAACGUUGGUUUUGACACAAAAAGUUGUUUAACGUUACCUUACAUUAAUGACAUUACUGAUGGUAUUAGUCAGAAUUUGAAGAAAAUUGGUAUUGACACUUUUCACCGUUUCAAAAAAGCUCGACACUAUCAUUAAAAAAGGCCAAGACAGACUAGACACUUUAAAAAAAACUGAUGUUGUUUAUCACUUAAAAUGUAAUAAUUGCAAUGUAUCUUACAUUGGACAAACUAAACGCCACUUAGAGACACGAAUAAAAGAACAUAUGAGCGACAUAAAAAAGAAUGAGAGUGAACAUUCGGUAGUCAGUAAGCACAGAACUACGGCAAAUCAUAAUUUCGAUUGGUAAACCUCUCGAGUACUACACACGGAAAAAAACACAAGAAAAAGAGAUUGCCGAGAUGUUUCUCAUAAAAAAGAAUGAGAAUUUAAUUAACUUUUACAAAAAGAUGCCGAAAACUUGAACACACUAUAUUACAGAAUAAUAAAGAAUGCUUAAUGUUUGUUCUCUAUAUAUAUCUUAGGGAAUUUUGUUAUUGAUCCUCAGUCGAUUUGCUGACUCGUCAUAUGUUAGACGUAUUUUAUAUUUGGUCUUUUACAUUAUGGUUUACCAUCUUAUUAUUCUUAAUUUUUACCUGGUGUAUAAAUAUAUUUAUUGACUUUGGAAGUGUUGACUUGGAAAUAAGUUCUCAAUAUUUUAUUUUAAUUUAUAUCUUUCUCUUUGCCUUUGGAUUCUAUAUUCCUGUACUGCUACAUUUUUAUUGUUAUGCUACAUUUUAUUUUACAUCUUUGUUGUAUCUCUUGUAGAACUUGCUUUAUAUUUCGUUUCGACAUAUCAAGUCGUUAUGUCGUAAAUCAAGCACAUGUAUUUAUACCUGAAGAAGAUCAAAAUCAAUGGUCGAAACGUUGUUUUUCUAAUAAACUAAUUUACCAGGAAGUCGACUUGACUAAUUAGUCUAUUGUUUAUUACCACUGACGACAAAAAAUUCACAUCAUAUUUUGGUUAAUUUAUUAAUUUCUAUUUCAUCUAUUUCAAAACUCUCUGUAACACAAAAAAA
Molecule: messenger RNA, 14769 nt
Organism: Monomorium pharaonis (pharaoh ant)
Lineage: Eukaryota; Metazoa; Arthropoda; Insecta; Hymenoptera; Formicidae
Gene: Regnase-1
Product: probable ribonuclease ZC3H12D
Exons: 7
Coding region: 3389-5557 (722 amino acids)
Cellular component (GO): cytoplasmic ribonucleoprotein granule; nucleus
Molecular function (GO): metal ion binding; RNA endonuclease activity; mRNA binding
Source: RefSeq, a predicted model, not a curated record